Messenger RNA from Suillus bovinus, 1252 nucleotides. RefSeq lists its product as uncharacterized. The record is from RefSeq and is a predicted model, not a curated record. Gene Ontology annotation, cellular component: membrane. Lineage: Eukaryota; Fungi; Basidiomycota; Agaricomycetes; Boletales; Suillaceae. Gene Ontology annotation, biological process: monoatomic cation transport; transmembrane transport. The transcript has 2 exons. Gene Ontology annotation, molecular function: monoatomic cation transmembrane transporter activity. The coding region runs from base 193 to 996 and encodes 267 amino acids.
AUUUGAGAGGGAUAUUUGCUACGUAUCCUUCGUUAUCAUAAGAACGACCAAGCUAAUCAAAUAUACAUCGAUGUUUACACUACCAUGGUUUCACGCCACUGAGACAUUAUUGGAGAGGGAUAUUUGCUGCGUGUCCUUCGUUAUCAUAAGAACAAGCAAACUGAUCAAUCGUACAUCGAUCUUUACACCACCAUGGUUUCACGCCACUUCCUGCAGCAAAGCGCCAUCGCCAUAAGCAUCGCCAGCCUAUUCUACAAUAUCGCAGAAGGCGUCAUCUCCAUGGUCUUUGGUGCAGAAUCAUCCUCGCACUCUCUCAUCUUCUUUGGCAUUCAAUCGAUAAUCGAAGUGCUCUCAGCCUCACUCGUGGUUUGGAGAUUUACGAACGGACUCAAAGCUGGUGAAGAAGGUGACGAUGGAUCUGAAGUCAGAAAGGGCAAAGACCUGAGGAUAGAGAGAAUUGCAACAUUGGCUAUAGGGAUUCUCCUCGCGAUGCUGACUCUAGCAGCUGUGGGUACAUCCAUCGCCUCCCUCAUCGCCCAUGACCACCCCAGUCCAUCCAACGCAUCACUCAUCAUCGCUGCGAGUGCUGCCUUCAUCAUGUUCUUGUUCUGGGUACCGAAGCGCUACCUUGCAAAGGCGCUAGACUCCAGCACGAUGAACGGCGAGGCACUCUGUACUUUGUCAUGCAUCCAGUUUAGCGGUGCGUUGUUGAUCGGCUCCCUUGUAUACCGUGUCUGGCGCGGUGGGUGGUGGGUUGACUCUGCCACUGCCAUCGUGAUUACUAUGCUUUUUGGUUGGGAGAGCUUCAAGAUGAUUAGGUGGGCAAGCAACGAUAAAUUCAAUGGCAGUUGUUGUUGUGGACAAGAGGGACGAAAGGCAGAUGAACAAGCCAUCCCCGGAGUUAUCAUGAUGCAGCAGCCUAGUGCAGCUCCCCAGCGCUGCUGUGGCGAACCCGAUUGUUGCAAGGCUUCACAAGAAAGUGGCGACAAAGUAUAGUAUAUUCAGAUCAUAGUCAAUAUUGUACACCAAGUAUUGUGCCUGAAGAGUAUAAGACGGAUAUGAUGUACUAGACCAAGUGACUUUUCCAGUAUAGGAGUUCUACACCACUAGAGUAUGACGGAACUAAGCGAUGGUCGGCGUGGUUUGAUACCUUGCUGUCGCUGUCCACAACCAUAGAGAUCACGGAUGUUGAAUUGCGGUCAGGAAUGUAGUGUGUGCCCUGUUCGACCUCAUUCGAGGGAAUCCCAUGGCU